AUGGACAAGAUAAAAGACUUAAGACGGAAGCUCUUCCUCCUCUUCAGUAUUACCUUCGUCAGCAUUGUCAUCUUCACCGUCAGCUCACCCAGGAGGAACAGAUCUAUCCCGGCUACGAGCAUUUACCCCUCUCAUGUCUCUGAUCAGACCAUCACCCCCCUCAACAACACCAAGCACCUUCUGGUGUCGGCCUUCAUGGACCAGAGGGUGAAAGGCUUUGAUAUACGCAUCAUUGGCCUCUUCAGGAGAGACUCCAUCCAACCCCUCCAUUGUCGGUUCUGCUGUGAAGGUUUCUUGUCGAUCUCCACUCCAGCAAACAUUUUACAACAUUCAGACAACUUUGGAUUUCCCUUCGUCGCGACAGAUGUCAUGUGUCUGAUUCCUGAAAACUGCAAAGCUACACAUGUCACUCUUCUGACUCAGCCAGAGAGUGGGAUUGCACCUAAACAGAUCUGGCUCCCGAUAAGAAACAGAAAGACCAACAUGAACAAGGAGGAAAAGUUGCACUUUAACUUCACAGUCUGCAUCUCCAACCUGUUUGGAGACUACAACAACGUGCUUCAGUUCGCCCAAACCCUGGAGAUGUACAGGUUGCUGGGAGUGGGCAGAGUGGUGAUCUAUAAAACCAGCUGUGGCCCAGAGCUCGAGCGUCUGUUGGAGAUCUACAGCCAGGACGGCUUCCUGGAGAUAGUUCCUUGGCCCAUCCACCAACAUCUGAAUCCAUCUACAGGUUGGCUCUUCUCAGAGCACGGAGGGGACGUGCACUACUUUGGCCAGUUAACCACGCUCAAUGAGUGCAUUUACAGAUCCAUGGAGCGCUCACGCUACGUCUUGCUGAACGACAUCGAUGAGAUUAUAAUGCCUUACCAACACGACAACUUGAUGUCUCUGAUGAACAUGCUCCAAGAGCAGCAUCCAAAUACAGGGGUGUUCCUCAUCGAGAACCAUAUUUUUCCCAAAAAACACUUUGAGCCAAGUGGAAGGUUUCACCUGCCGCAAUGGAACGGGCUGCCAGGAGUUAAUAUUCUGGAGCACAUCUACAGGGAGGAACCCAGCAUAAACGUAUACCAUCCGCACAAGAUGAUAGUUCAGCCAAGGUUGGUGGAGCAGACUUCAGUGCACGAGGUGAUCAAACAUAUGGGGAAUCACUUCCAGGUUCCACAAGAGAUCAGUCGGAUCAUUCACGUCCGCGUGGCCCUACAGGGGGCGCUGACGGUGGAACAGCUCAAUGUGGACAACCGACUGUGGGACUUCCAUGAAAAACUGGUUCCCAACGUGGACAAGGCGCUGAAAAGAGCGGGACUGCUGAACUCGGAGGGGCAGGGCUGAUGGACGGGACUGCACGGACAGGAGAACUCUGAAUUAAACGCAGUUCAAGUGUCAAGGAUAGUCUGGAGAGCUGCAGAGGUGCUGGUUGAUGAUAAAUGGGACUAAUUGGUUUAUUUUUUUUUAUUUAGUUAUAGGUUGCAGCCAGCUCAGGUCUUUUUCUUCACUGUCCCUCAUCACAUCGACAUUAAUUACAGUAAAUUAUGAAAAUCCGUAAUUAGAUUUCCUUGAGACAGGUGAUAACAGGUUGAGCUUCUGAUGGGAAAAUGCAAAAUGUGAGAGAAAUCAAAAUGUCCAAUACACCUGAGGGUAUAUUCUUGU
Limanda limanda (common dab) is the source of this 1647-nucleotide messenger RNA. RefSeq lists its product as uncharacterized. The transcript is spliced from 4 exons. The coding region runs from base 1 to 1329 and encodes 442 amino acids. The record is from RefSeq and is a predicted model, not a curated record. NCBI's taxonomy places the organism in Eukaryota, Metazoa, Chordata, Actinopteri, Pleuronectiformes, Pleuronectidae.